GUUCGUAUUUCUGCACGUGCAAUAAUAUCAGAAGCACAAAGAUGGCGACCUCCCUGCUUAGGUUAGGACGACUCGGAUUAUUGAAGUGCCAUCGUCAGGAUGGCUGGGGCUCUCUGAGAACCCCACUCACAGCGGCUUUCUGCACUAAAGCGGAUGCACCCAAGAAAGCGGCAAAGAAAGCGCAGAGUAAGACCUCAGAGGCCCCUGACGAGAGGGCGGCUCUGCUAGCCUACAAGACCGCUGUUGCCUUCCCUACUAGAAUUUCCACUCCAGGAUUUCUCAGUCAUGGUGUUGCACUAGGUGAACAUGAGCAAAGCACAGAUCCCGUGACAGGUGAGAGUGCAGCACCUUCCAGCCACCCGGCCGCUGGUGCCGAACCCACUCCCACAACACCUCAGGUGUCAUCUGAGGCUUCGAUUGAAGAAACCGUCAAUGCUGUCGAUGCCAAACAAACUGAAUCCACCAAAGAUGAACCUGAAAGCGGUGCUGUUGGUGCAGGAGACACUACUCUAAUUACAGAAACUGCUACUGAAAAAGAGGUAAUAAGCUCAACUCGGGCCGAUAUGGAAGCACCAAAAUCUAAAGUCGCACCAAAAGAUGAUGACACUACAUCCUCCUCGUCCUCUUCCAGUGAUUCGGAUUCUGACUCCGACUCGGAUGAUGAAAAACCCGACAAGACUGAGGAGAUCGCAUCAGUGGUCCAGACUAAACAUAAAGCAGGACAAAAAGGAAUGCCCUCGGCUGGGAGUGAAGCGUCUUCCUUAGACAUGAAGAUUGGAGCGGGUCCUGAAAGAGAAACUAAAGAACCAAUUAAAGGACAACCUGAAGUCACCAAAAUUAUGAGUAAACCUACACCUGAAGAAGUGCUCGCACCAAGCACAUCAGUAUCAUCAGAAGAGGUCAUUGACCCUGCUCCUGUCAUAUGCACAGCUGAGAGCGUUAAAGUUCAAUCAGAAAGCAUACCAGUAAAAGAAGCAGGUGUGGAGGUGAAGUCUUCAGAAGUUUCUGAUGCCUUGUCUGAACCUGCCACUAAAGCAGCCCAGGACAUAUCUGCUAAACCCACACUGGAUGUCGUCCUUGAUUCUGCUACCGAAAUGGCUUCUGAACCUGAGACUAAAGCUGCGCCAGAACCGGCCAAGUGUGUAGAUGCUGCCGAAGAGUUAGUCGACUCCGCUCCUAUAAUUACUGACGCAGAAGAAGUCAGAGCCAAACCUGAAGCAACAGCUGCACAUGAGGAAACUGCAGCAGCUCCAGCAGCUCCAGCACCCGAACCUGAGCCAUUUGACAACACCACAUACAAGAACCUGCAACAUCAUAAUUACAACACUUACACAUUUGUGGAUAUGGAUGUGGAGAUGGCCAAGCACCGUCUGCCCCAGCCCUCUACAGGGAGACACUCACCCAGGGACUGAUCUCUCACUCCCUCAGGGGGCCUGUGAUCUCCUUCCUGUUCUCUACAGUGAUUAGCAUCCUACUGCUUUUGCUUGAUGCUGGUUUGUCGGUCAGAUGGUUGACCACUGUGAGGCUUUCUGUUGAAAUGCUUGUAAUUUCAUUAAAAUAUAUUAAUUGAUGAAUGGUG
Silurus meridionalis is the source of this 1579-nucleotide messenger RNA. It is a transcript of the gene ndufv3, whose product is annotated as NADH:ubiquinone oxidoreductase subunit V3. Gene Ontology annotation, cellular component: mitochondrion. Gene Ontology annotation, biological process: mitochondrial ATP synthesis coupled electron transport. The coding region runs from base 42 to 1412 and encodes 456 amino acids. The transcript has 4 exons. Lineage: Eukaryota; Metazoa; Chordata; Actinopteri; Siluriformes; Siluridae. The record is from RefSeq and is a predicted model, not a curated record.